Molecule: messenger RNA, 1660 nt
Organism: Schizosaccharomyces japonicus yFS275
Lineage: Eukaryota; Fungi; Ascomycota; Schizosaccharomycetes; Schizosaccharomycetales; Schizosaccharomycetaceae
Product: RecA family ATPase Dmc1
Exons: 2
Coding region: 143-1153 (336 amino acids)
Biological process (GO): DNA recombinase assembly; DNA repair; meiotic joint molecule formation
Cellular component (GO): nucleus; chromosome
Molecular function (GO): identical protein binding; DNA strand exchange activity; single-stranded DNA binding
Source: RefSeq, a predicted model, not a curated record
CGAUCCCAACUUUUGGGAUCAGCAGUAUAUAAAGAACUCGUUGAGCCUACGAUUCUGUGUAUAACAUAUCAGGACACCUGUCAUUCAACAGAUUAAUUGCUGUACAUAUAUACAUAAAGCGUGUCUUUGAAUUGUUUCAAAGAUGGAAAGCACAAUGACCGAAGUUGAGUAUGAUGAAGGAGAGGAACAACUUUCCUUCAGUGAUAUUGAGGAAUUAACGGCUCAGGGCAUUGGUAUGACAGACAUUAUCCGUCUGAAACAAGCAGGCAUCUGUACUGUCCAAGGUGUACAGAUGUCGACAAAGCGAUUUCUCUUAAAGAUUAAAGGCUUCAGUGAAGCUAAAGUUGAUAAGCUAAAAGAAGCCGCCAGCAAGCUUUGUCCUGCAAACUUUGCAACAGCAAUGGAGAUCAGUCAAAGCAGGAAACGCGUGUGGAGCAUUUCAACCGGUUCAAAAGCAUUCGACGCCAUGCUAGGAGGUGGUGUUCAAUCGAUGAGCAUCACCGAAGUAUUUGGUGAAUUUCGAUGCGGUAAAACGCAAAUGAGUCAUACACUUUGUGUUACGGCACAACUGCCAAGAGAGAUGGGCGGUGCCGAAGGAAAGGUGGCCUUUAUUGACACAGAAGGCACAUUUCGACCUGAUCGUAUCCGCGCAAUUGCAGAACGAUUUGGUGUGGAUGCUGACCAAGCAAUGGAAAAUAUAAUUGUAAGUCGGGCUUACAAUUCAGAACAACAAAUGGACUACAUCACAAAACUUGCAACUAUUUUUGCCGAAGACGGCAGAUACAGACUGCUCAUUGUUGACUCCAUUAUGGCACUCUUUCGAGUCGAUUUCUCAGGACGAGGAGAAUUGUCAGAGCGGCAACAAAAGCUCAAUAUCAUGCUAGCGCGAUUGAAUCAUAUUUCCGAAGAGUUCAAUGUUGCUGUCUUCGUAACCAAUCAAGUCCAAGCGGACCCCGGUGCUGCAUUGAUGUUUGCGUCCAACGACCGUAAACCCGUCGGUGGUCAUGUUAUGGCACAUGCCAGUGCGACACGAAUCCUACUAAGAAAAGGUCGAGGGGAAGAACGUGUCGCCAAAUUAAACGACUCGCCCGACAUGCCAGAAGCCGAAUGCAGUUAUGUGAUCACUUCUGGCGGAAUUGCCGAUGCUAGCUAAGUCGCGCAUAAAAAAAAAAGCACAUAUGUUGGAUACUACGAGAAGUUCAAGCCCACGGUUUUUGUGCUUCCACUUGUCGGCACCCCCCACAUAUACAGCUGCUGCAUUGAAUAUUUUGUGUUAUCUUUCGGCCACAUAAUUGCCAUCUAAGGAAAAACUAAAUAGGAAAUCUUUUGUUAGGCAGUCUCAGAAAAGAAUGAUCACGGGCUCGUUAACACUACACGGACUCGGUGCCAGGGUUCAGAACGAUCCAUGUGCAAAAGAUGCUUCGCUACCAAUGAUUACUUGUCGGCUUGAGUGUAUCGCAGGGCGCAUCAUCAUCCGCCCGACAGCCCCGUCUGUAGCGGACCAGAUGUCCUCUGGUGCUUCGAAAAGCACGAGGGGCUUUACUUACACCACCUGGGGUAUAGCGCGGUACUUCGUGGCUGCGCUAGCAUCCAAAAGAACAGUCCCGGCAGCACACUCUCACACUUGUAAAGUGCCAACCACACACUCUCAGUAUACAAC